GAUCCUCGGUAUUGUGUACAUCUACUUUUCACAGUAACUGUACGCACUGUGCGUGCAUCCUACGUAUUUAGCGUUUAGAAUGACCAGUUUAGUAUUGUCGAUGUCAGCCAUGGAAAGAACCAUCAGCUUCGCGUCAGCCCAUAAUGAGAUUAACUCGUGCAAAUCUUCUCAAAUUCCGAAGUGUUCUGGUUGUGAGCAUCCGAUACUGGAUCGUUUUAUCCUCAAAGUACAAGAUCGCGCAUGGCAUUCCAAAUGUCUCAAAUGUACCGACUGCCAGGCCCAGCUCAGCGAUAAAUGCUACUCCAGAGGAGGACAGGUUUACUGCAAAGAAGAUUUCUUCAAACGUUUUGGGACGAAGUGUUCAGCGUGCGAUCAGGGAAUCCCACCGACGCAAGUUGUUAGGCGGGCACAGGACAACGUUUACCAUCUACAGUGCUUUGCUUGUGUUAUGUGCAAUAGGCAGCUAGCUACAGGCGACGAAUUCUACCUUAUGAACGACAACAAACUAGUUUGCAAAGGAGACUACGAAGCCGCUAAAGUUCGAGGAGGAACAGAUUCCGAUUUAGAAAUGGACGCGUCCAAUAAACGACCGAGAACGACGAUUAGUGCCAAGCAAUUAGAAACAUUGAAGACUGCGUAUGCUAAUAGCCCCAAACCAGCCAGACACGUGAGAGAGCAGUUAUCAAGCGAAACCGGACUCGAUAUGCGCGUGGUUCAGGUCUGGUUUCAAAAUCGUCGCGCGAAAGAAAAACGCUUAAAAAAGGACGCCAACCGCCAGCGAUGGAGUCAGUAUUUUCGUGGAGUUAAGAGAACACGAGAAGGCAGUCCGCACGAGACGCUGUCGCCCGAAUCAACGAAGGACAAAGACGGAUACGAAGACGAAAUGAGUAUCGGAACAAAUAAUAACAACUCUACCAUGUACGACAGCGGCUUGGAACAGGAACCUUCGCCAAUUCCACACCAUCCAAACGGCGGUAGCUACAUGGACAAUCAUUAUAUGCAAAGUAACGACGGUUACCCCAUAACGCACUCACCGAAUUUACCCAGCAGUCACCAGCGUAUUGUACCUUCUAUGGCGUUUGUGGAAGGACCGGGUGGCAUGCCGGGAAUGAUUAGUGCCAGCAGUCAGGGUGUGGGGGAUGCCAUGCGGGUCAUGGCGGGUGCUGUAUCAGAUUUACCCAAUGGAGCUCCACAUCCGGGUUAUCAAGAAUUUCCACACAGUCCAACUUGGUUGGACCAACCGCAGUAUUAGUUCACCGUGGGUGUUCAAAUCAAUGGCGGCGAAACAUUCUUCGAUGUUGAUGAAACAAAGACAAUGUCAGACGUUCGUCGUUUUGUUCUCAAAAUUAAAUAACUGCAGUACGACGGCGAGAGAUGCUGACAAUUUGCGUGAAGAAACUGAACGUAUGCUAGUGGCGAGGAAGUGCAGUGAGGCCAUGCCGGUUUCUGUGAUAAAUAACAGUCAAUCUGUUUGGUCGUGAAAUCACGCCAACGAAUGUUUACUU
This is a messenger RNA of Saccoglossus kowalevskii, 1505 nucleotides long. It is a transcript of the gene lhx3/4, whose product is annotated as lim domain homeobox 3/4 transcription factor. Gene Ontology annotation, cellular component: nucleus. NCBI's taxonomy places the organism in Eukaryota, Metazoa, Hemichordata, Enteropneusta, Harrimaniidae. Gene Ontology annotation, biological process: regulation of transcription by RNA polymerase II; neuron differentiation. Gene Ontology annotation, molecular function: DNA-binding transcription factor activity, RNA polymerase II-specific; zinc ion binding; RNA polymerase II transcription regulatory region sequence-specific DNA binding. The record is from RefSeq and is marked provisional.